UGCCACAUGACCAACAUGUCACGCGCUGUACAAGGCGAUGUGCGCGAGAUCUAUUUGGACUACAAUGCAACAACUCCUCUUGCACCAGAAGUACUUGAAAGUAUUUACGAUGCUCUGGCGAACAGCUGGGGAAAUCCCAGCAGCUCACAUCACCAAGGUGUCAAAGCAAAAUCUGUUAUUUCAACUGCCAGACAUUGGAUAGCCAAGAUGGUCGGAGGGAAAGAUGAAGACAUUGUUAUUACGUCGGGAGGAACAGAGUCAAAUGCGUUAGUGUUUAAUUCAUGUAUUGAGCAUUACCGUCGUCUAUACCCAAAGUCGGAUCAAUUACCUCAUAUUGUGACAUCUAAUCUGGAACACGAUUCUGUGAUGCUGACAGUGGAGGAGAUGAGGGCAAAUGGGAAAAUUGAGCUGACUGUAGUGACAGCAUCGCAUGGAAGUGGAAAAGUCAGUCCAACUAGCGUGGUGUCAGCACUUAGACCCAACACUAUCGGCAUAUCCAUUAUGUAUGCAAACAACGAAACAGGAGUGAUUCAACCUUUGCAAGAGAUCUCCCAUGUUGUGAAAACGUGGUCAAAAGCCAACUGCUCUCACCAAAUUCUCGUACAUACAGAUGCUGCACAGGCAAUCGGAAAAAUUCCUGUAAACGUAAACACUUUGUCUGUGGAUUACUUGACCAUUGUUGGUCACAAGUUUUAUGGUCCAAGAAUUGGUGCUUUGUAUGCGAGGCAGCCAGCGAAGGUCACACCAGUUUAUCCAAUGCUUUUUGGAGGAGGACAAGAGAGAAAUUUCAGACCAGGAACAGAGAAUACAGGCAUGAUAGCCGGUCUAGGAAAGGCAGCCGAACUUGUGUGCAAACACAUCAGUGAUUACCAUGAGCACAUGAAGACAGUACGAGACUACUUGGAGCAACAACUGGAAUUGGCGUUUCCUGGUCACGUGACAUUUAAUGGUCAAUAUGCUGAGAGUGAGAGAAUUCCAAACACUUGUAAUGUGUCGUUCAAGGGAUAUAACCUGAAGGGUUAUAGGAUAAUGAAGAGACUGAAAUGGACAUUGGCGAGUAUAGGAUCUGCUUGUCACUCAGAGGACUUGGAUAAACCAUCACCAAUACUACUUGCCAUCGGCAUCCCAGACGAUCUCGCAGGCAAUGCUCUUCGUCUCAGCAUUGGCAGAGAAACGAGUAAGCAAGACAUUGACAUCGUGAUCGCAGAUCUACGUGCAGCAAUCGCAACUCUCACAGACGAGCAAGAUAAACAAUAAUUAUUGUAAUUAAGAAACAAACAGAAGUUGCAAAAACUGUCGUGUGAGUAGCUUGCCGCGCUGCAGAACAAAAUAAGUCACUUUGUCAGGAUU
Messenger RNA from Corticium candelabrum, 1350 nucleotides. RefSeq names its product selenocysteine lyase-like. Lineage: Eukaryota; Metazoa; Porifera; Homoscleromorpha; Homosclerophorida; Plakinidae. The transcript is spliced from 12 exons. Bases 7 to 1257 code for a protein of 416 amino acids. The record is from RefSeq and is a predicted model, not a curated record.